Messenger RNA from Aspergillus terreus NIH2624, 1434 nucleotides. RefSeq names its product pyridoxal phosphate-dependent aminotransferase. The coding region runs from base 1 to 1434 and encodes 477 amino acids. The transcript is spliced from 4 exons. The record is from RefSeq and is a predicted model, not a curated record. Gene Ontology annotation, molecular function: pyridoxal phosphate binding. Lineage: Eukaryota; Fungi; Ascomycota; Eurotiomycetes; Eurotiales; Aspergillaceae. Gene Ontology annotation, biological process: biosynthetic process.
AUGUCGUUCUCCGGUCGCCGUUUGAGCAUUCUGCGCCCGUCGAAUCGUCGCUUUUCCAUUGGCAAGGAAUUGUCCGAGAAUGAACUGCGAUCCGAAACCCAUCGUCAAUUCCGAACCGCGCACGAAGGUCACCGCCCGCAUGCCGGUCUAGACGCCUCUCGUGCCUCAACCGGUGUCGUCUGGUGUACGGAACGCGCCACCGAACAUGGUUAUGCGGAGGACCCGUCCUCCUGGGCCAAUCUCGGCCAGGGUGCUCCUGAAGCCGACGACGAGAUCGAGGGCAGUUUCCCUCGUCCCACCUCCAUCCCCAUCACCUCCGCCGCCCGCGAGUAUGGUCCCACGGCCGGUAUCAAACCCCUCCGUGCCGCCGUCGCUCGUCUGUACAACGAACACUACCGUCAGGGCAAGCAGAGCCAGUAUACCUGGGAAAACGUCUGCAUUGUGCCCGGUGGUCGGGCUGGUCUGAUUCGGAUCGCCGCCAUUCUGGGCAAUUCGUACCUGUCCUUCCCCAUCCCCGACUACUCUGCAUACUCGGAGAUGUUGACUCUGUUCAAGAACAUUGCUCCCAUCCCUAUGCCUCUUGCGCAAGACGACCACUACCAUAUUCAUCCCGAUAAGAUCGCCGAGGAGAUCGCCCGUGGUACCUCCGUCCUGCUGACUUCCAACCCCCGUAACCCCACGGGACACACCCUGUCCAACGAGGAAUUGAUCCGCAUUCAAGACAUCUGCCGUGACCGCGCGACCCUGAUCCUGGAUGAGUUCUACGGCGGCUACAACUACACCACCGACUGCGAUGGCUCGACCAUUAGCGGUGCUUCUAACGUGGAGGAUGUGAACAAAGAUGAUGUGCUCUUGAUUGACGGCCUGACCAAGCGCUUCCGUCUUCCCGGCUGGCGUAUCGCCUGGGUGGUCGGACCCAAGGAAUUCAUCGAUGCCCUGGGUUCCGCCGGUUCGUACCUCGACGGUGGUGCCAACGCGCCGUUCCAGGAGGCCGCCGUCCCCAUGCUGGAGCCGUCGCUGGUGCGCGCAGAGAUGAAGGCGCUGCAGCAGCACUUCCGCGAGAAGCGCGACUAUGUGCUGAAGCGGCUGCACGAGAUCGGAUUCCGGGUCAAGGAUGUGCCCCAGGCCACGUUCUACAUCUGGCUGGACCUGACCUCGCUGGAACCCCCUCUUCCUCCGAAGGCCAACAUCUCGGACGGGCUGAACUUCUUCAAUGCCCUUCUCCGCGAGAAGGUCAUUGUGGUGCCGGGUAUCUUCUUCGACCUGAACCCCGCCAAGAGACGUGACCUGUUCGACAGUCCUUGCCACCACUUCGUCCGUCUCAGCUACGGACCCAAGAUGGAUGUCCUGAAGAAGGGUCUGGAUGGAAUUGAGAACGUGGUGCGUCGCGCGCGCGAGGAGUUUGCGGUCGACGAGGUGGCUGUGGAUGAUUGA